UUGAAAAACCUCUAUAAAACCCCUCCACUAGCUCCUUCAAACUCCCCCUCAAUUCUCUAUCUCUCUCUUUUCUCUCAACUCAAAUAAAAAGAAAAAACUUAACCCACAUUUUUACGCUCAUAACUACAAAGAAUGUGCCAGCUUCCAACUUCUCCUCUCUCUCCCAAAUGUGCCUCAAAUCAUCAACCUUACCGUCACUCCAGUGGCGACUCCGUUGAGGGCGACAUGCAUGCCUCAUUGAUCGACAAAAGCUCACAAAAUUCGAAGCUUCAGCCAAAUGAUGAUCAAACACAGAAAAAACCACAGAAGACCCAUCUUUCUCUUGCUAUUCAAGAAGCCAUUUCCAUUGCUAAAAUAGCUUUACCCAUGAUACUAACUGGCCUUUUGCUUUACUCUCGUUCAAUGAUCUCCAUGCUUUUUCUUGGUCGCCUCGGUGAACUUGGCUUAGCUGGUGGUUCACUUGCUGUUGGCUUUGCUAAUAUCACUGGUUACUCUAUUCUUUCUGGUCUCGCUAUGGGAAUGGAACCCAUUUGUGGUCAAGCUUUUGGUGCCAAAAAACACACCCUUCUUGGCCUCACCUUGCAAAGAACUGUACUUUUGCUCAUAUUAACUUCACUUCCCAUAUCUCUUCUGUGGCUAAACAUGAAACGUAUUCUACUCUUUUGUGGUCAAGAUGUCGAUAUAGCCACAGAAGCACAAACAUAUCUUCUUUAUUCUAUCCCUGACCUCUUAGCUCAGUCUCUUUUACAUCCUUUAAGAACCUAUCUUAGAACUCAAUCAAUAACUUUGCCUCUAACGUUUUGUGCCACGCUAGCAAUUCUUUUACACAUCCCCAUAAAUUACCUUCUCGUUGUUCACCUUAAUUUAGGCAUCGAAGGCGUUGCUCUUAGUGGGAUAUGGACUAACUUCAAUCUUGUAGCCUCUUUAAUCAUCUAUAUUCUUAUCUCAGGUGUCCAUAAGAAAACAUGGGGAGGAUUUUCCAUGGACUGCUUCAAAGAAUGGAAAUCUCUCUUGAAUUUAGCCAUUCCCAGCUGCGUUUCAGUGUGCCUUGAAUGGUGGUGGUAUGAGAUCAUGAUUUUACUAUGUGGUCUUCUGUUAAAUCCGAGAGCAACAGUUGCUUCAAUGGGCAUUUUGAUACAAACCACAUCACUAAUCUACAUCUUCCCAUCAUCUCUAAGCUUCAGUGUAUCAACAAGAGUUGGUAAUGAACUAGGAGCAAGCCAGCCCGUCAAAGCAAGAUUAGCCACAAUUGUAGGCCUUUGUGGCAGCUUCAUGCUCGGCUUUUCGGCUCUGGUUUUUGCCGUAACGGUUCGAAACAUAUGGGCUAGUAUGUUCACUCAAGACAAAGAAAUCAUCGCAUUAACAUCACUUGUUUUGCCCAUAAUUGGGCUUUGUGAACUCGGAAACUGCCCACAAACAACAGGUUGCGGAGUUUUAAGAGGAACGGCUCGGCCUAAAGUUGGAGCAAACAUAAACUUGGGUUGUUUUUACCUGGUUGGAACUCCAGUUGCAGUGUGGUUAGCAUUUUAUGCAGGGUUUGAUUUUCAGGGGCUAUGGUUAGGUCUAUUGGUUGCACAGGGCUCAUGUGUUGUGACCAUGUUGAUGGUUUUGACUAGAACUGAUUGGGAUGAUGAGGUACGAAGAGCCAAACUGCUGACCGGCGAACAGAAACCAACCAUAGCUGAAAUCAAGGAAGAUUCUUUAUUUGGUGAUUUAGAUGAAUCUAAUCAUUCUUGUCCUGUUUAGUUGUUUUUUUUUCUUAUAAUUGUAUAGGUUCCAGCAGAUAAAAGUAGCU
Molecule: messenger RNA, 1795 nt
Organism: Pistacia vera
Lineage: Eukaryota; Viridiplantae; Streptophyta; Magnoliopsida; Sapindales; Anacardiaceae
Product: protein DETOXIFICATION 49-like
Exons: 1
Coding region: 133-1746 (537 amino acids)
Biological process (GO): xenobiotic detoxification by transmembrane export across the plasma membrane
Cellular component (GO): membrane
Molecular function (GO): xenobiotic transmembrane transporter activity; antiporter activity
Source: RefSeq, a predicted model, not a curated record